Closterium sp. Naga37s-1 is the source of this 1788-nucleotide messenger RNA. NCBI's taxonomy places the organism in Eukaryota, Viridiplantae, Streptophyta, Zygnematophyceae, Desmidiales, Closteriaceae. The record is from the annotation of a GenBank genome assembly.
AUGAGGCCGGCCCCCUUGUUCAAUCUUCCUGAGCCAUAUCAACCCCUCCUCUCUCCCCCUUAUGUUCUCCUCUCUUCGAUCGAUACCCUCCCCCCCUCUCCCCGUCUUCCCUUCUCCCCCCCUUUCCCUCUCCCCAUCUUCCCCUCUCCCCCUCUUCCCCUUGUCCCCUUUCCCCCUCAUCCCAUCUUCCCGUCUCCCCCUCUCCCCUCUCCCAUGGCUGCUCUUCACACCGUAGCAUCGACCCUUGCCUCCUCCAACCCCUUCUUCCACGCCUGGUCUGGAAACGACCCCUGUGCUGCCGUUGGUCCUGCUGCCGCUGCUGAUCCCAGCAGCAAGGGCUGGCCGGGGGUCACCUGUGAGAGUGACAGCUCGGGCAACCAUGUUGUUACAGCGCUGACACUGCAAGGGCUGGGACUUUCCGGGCAGCUUCCUGCUGCUCUCUUCGAGCUCACGGCACUCACAAGCCUGGACAUUUCUCUCAACCCAGCCCUCACAGGCAGCAUCUACAGCACCAUCAGCGCCCUUUCCGACCUCUCUAUGCUGGACAUGCACGGGUGCAACCUGUCGGGGUCCAUCCCUUCAACCAUCGGGCUUUUGAGGAAGCUCAACUUUUUCGCUGUCAACAGCAACCAGCUAUCUGGCAGCAUUCCCAGACAGGUGGCGAAUCUAACGGACCUCUGGUUCUUUGACAUCACAGACAACAACAUCUCAGGGCCUGUGCCCGUCCAACCAGGAUUCGACACGUGUACCAGCAUUGGCCACCUUCACAUGAGUCGCAACCAGCUAACGUAUUUCCCAGAGGAACUGGGACGGCUGCCAACACUCAUCCACCUCCUGGUGGACAACAACCGCCUUAACCAGACCUUUCCGGUGGGGCUCAGUGGCUCUACCAGCCUGCAGAUCAUCCAUCUGAGCAACAACACCAUUCAGGGCCGGCUUCCUCCGUCGCUCAACCUUCCAGCUCUGCAAGACCUCUCGAUGCACAAUUGCUCCAUGCCCCCCCAACCACUACCGCCUUUGACGGGCCUCCCAUCACUCUGCUACCUGGAUUUGAGUCGAAACAACUUCCAAGGCCCCCUGCCCCUUGCUCUCUUCACCACGCACCCUGACCUGGUAACCCUCAAUAUCGCCUUGAAUCAUCUCAACGGCAACCUCCCUCGUGGGCUGCCUGCAGCCAACCUCACACGCCUCCACUCCAUCAUGCUAUCAGACAACAACCUGACGGGCCCCGUGCCUCCGCUAGACGCCCUCCCUGCCAUCGCCACCAUCUCACUCUUCGAUAACCAUUUCACCCGCGCCCCUGCUGCUCUGCUCAGCAACGAAAACGUCACUCUGCAAUACUCAACCCGUACGCCUGCUGGCUCGCUCACUCACUUUGUCACCAGUGAGCCUCUUUUCCUCCUUCCAUCCCCUCCCUCCAGGCUAUACGGCAACGACCUGUGUGUGCCCUACCGCCCUGCAGUCACUGCCGCUUGCUCGCCUCCUCUCGGCUUCAUGCAGUACCAGCCCCCUCCCAUUUGCGACAACCUCUCCUGCCCCUCUCUCUACGCGCCCAGCCCUCCGCUGCUCUCGCUGACCAACGCAUGUGUGUGCGUCUCGCCGCUGGAGGUGGAAUUAAAGCUCACUGCGCCGCAGUAUGCGGUGUUUAAUGAUGACCUCGCGAGUCUGCUUGUAGAGAGGAUAGCGGAGAGCUUGGGGAAGAACAGGAUUGCCAUUUCGACAGGACAGGUGGGUGUGGAGGCAGGUGCGUUUGGUGGCAGGUGGGUUUUUUAUUGGCGGAUUUUGUGA